This is a messenger RNA of Arabis nemorensis, 384 nucleotides long. The record is from the annotation of a GenBank genome assembly. NCBI's taxonomy places the organism in Eukaryota, Viridiplantae, Streptophyta, Magnoliopsida, Brassicales, Brassicaceae.
AUGGAGACAAUGAUGGGAGAUAAACUGAUACUGAGAGGCUUGAAAUUUUACGGUUUCCAUGGAGCUCUUCCUGAAGAGAGAACAUUGGGACAGAUGUUUAUGCUUGACAUUGAUGCAUGGAUGUGUCUCAAAAAGGCCGGUUUAUCAGACAACUUAGAAGAUUCAGUCAGCUAUGUCGACAUUUACAAUUUUGCAAAGGAAGUAGUAGAAGGAUCACCGAGAAACCUUUUGGAGUCAGUAGCGGAACUCAUAGCGUCCAAAACUCUGGAAUCAUUCCCUUGUGUAACAGCUGUUCGGGUGAAGCUAUGGAAGCCAAAUGUUCCGCGUAUUCAAACGGAUAUCGAUUACUUUGGGAUCGAGAUUCUCAGAAACCGUGCAAUCUGA